GAAAAGUAUGAAGUUGUUUUCGAAAAGGAAUUAUAUUUCACUGCUCAUAUAUACUUAAACCUGAGUAUCUACAAUACGAAACCCCGCCUCGUUCAUCAAAAUAGACCUCUCUCUCUCUCUCUCUCGAAAAUUCGUUCUAAUUUCAAACACUUACGAUAACAAGAUGACUGAUCGCCCAACGCUUGUUCCACCUCCUCCGAUCAAUCCCUCGAAAUCUGCCAUCGAGAAUGUGUUGGAGCUUCGAGAGCUGAGUCAAAUUGCGCCAGAUAUCUUCACGAAUACUCACCCUUUAUGGCAUCCCCCUGGCGCACGAGGCAUUUAUGGAGGGGCAAUUAUCGCACAAUGCCUUGCAGCCGCACAAUGCACAGUUCCGCAUAACUUCACGGUACACAGCAUGCACUGCUAUUUUGUCUUAGCUGGAAACUCCGAUUUGCCAGUCAUGUAUUACGUCGAACAUGUUCGUGAAGGUCGCUCGUUCGCUACUCGUACAGUGCAAGCACGUCAAAAGGGAAAAUGUAUUUUCACAACGACUAUGUCAUUUGUGAGGGAGAACAGUGGAGGGAAGCAAAAAGUAGAACAUGCGGUGCCAAUCCCCAAGAACAUCAGACAACCGAAUGAGGAUGAAGAGUUGUUACAGAUGGAAAUGAGGACUGAUAGUCCAUUUGUUAGUCAAAGACUCGAGAUUUUGAAUGGGGAGACUGGGCAACCGCAUGAACAGAGAACCCGGCAGUGGAUCAAAGCAAGGGGAAGAAUUAGUGAUGAAGGUGGACAUCAGGCGCAUUUGAAUGCAUUGGCUUAUAUGAGUGAUAGCUACUUCAUUGGAACUGUUGGGAGAAUACAUAAACUAUGGAGAUAUGGCAGCGAAGAAAAUAAAAAGAAGGGAGACACCGCAGGAGAAAACGACAACGAAAAGUAUAUGAAGAAAUUGAAAGAAGCAGAAGGCUUCGGCGACGAUUUGAAUAAUGAAAAGAGGAGACCAGAGGUUGGUAUGAUGGUUAGUUUAGACCAUACUAUAUAUUUCCAUGAGCCAAGGAGGUUUAGAGCAGAUGAGUGGAUGUUUACAGAGAUGUCGAGUCCAUGGUCUGGAGAUGGGAGAGGAGUGGUCACCCAACAUAUGUUUACUAAGGACGGAACGUUGAUUGCUACUUGUUUUCAAGAGGGUGUUGUGAGACUUAACCAAGACGGAACAGAGAAAGCUAAAAUCUAAGGGAAUGUAGUGCAAUGAAAUGAUUCUGCGAGGUCGACUGUAGGGUGUAAUAUAUCGAAUAAGGGGGAAGAGAGCGAGGGACGAGCAUUGAGCAUAUGCAGAGUUAUGUUUUGAUAGACUUUUAGAUUUCCUUUUCGAUACCAUUUCGUACAUUCUGGUUCUUGGGGCAGCCCGAGGGCAAAGCAAUAGACUUUCCAAAGAGACGGCGCAUUAGAUAUUCUGGACGUUGUUUUUGAUAUGCCACCCCUUGUAUCUUCAUAUGGAAACAUAUGGGUAUAAUAAAGUCUUGUCAAACUGCACAAAUGCGCACGGCUAACAGAGAAUCUCUGCAGACUUCA
Messenger RNA from Botrytis cinerea B05.10, 1545 nucleotides. RefSeq names its product Bctes1 (gene Bctes1). The transcript is spliced from 3 exons. Gene Ontology annotation, biological process: fatty acid catabolic process; acyl-CoA metabolic process. NCBI's taxonomy places the organism in Eukaryota, Fungi, Ascomycota, Leotiomycetes, Helotiales, Sclerotiniaceae. The coding region runs from base 164 to 1207 and encodes 347 amino acids. Gene Ontology annotation, molecular function: fatty acyl-CoA hydrolase activity. The record is from RefSeq and is a predicted model, not a curated record. Gene Ontology annotation, cellular component: peroxisomal matrix.